AAGAAAUGCCACGCUGAUCGACGCAGACUGCGACCGCCGACGCAGUGCCAAUUGACGCGUUAAACGCGACACUUGUUCUUCACGAGCGACACCAGUAUUAGGAAAUAUGGCGGUUUGGAGCCACGCCGCUGUAUGCUGACAUAUUCUGCUGGGAUAUUCGCUGUACCUUUUACGUCGACGGAGUGUGGGCCACGGAUGGUAUUCUACUGAUAUUGAUCUCUCCAUGGCCAUGAUGGAUGUGUUUCUGUCGAUUUCUUCGGGAGUUCACCUACAUACAUACGUGUCUUGCAAGCUACCUACCUCUCUAUCCGAGUAGCUGUCGUAGUAAGUAUGAUUUAUUGUGUGGCAAACGUUUUAGAGUCUGUUGGACACACUUCCCUGGGCGUUGCUCAAAAUUUUAAGCUGUAAAGUAUCACGUGAAAGGACUGUUGUCAGCGCCAAGCCGCCCCUGCUCGGUACAUUCUGCCUGCUCGUCCUCCACAACUGGUGUGCUACUGGACCCCUGCGGUAACUGCGCCGCAGGUUGGGUCUCGAUUGGGCUAGAGUGAGAGUGGUGGUAUGAAGCCUUAGAGACCUGAAGUUACUGUACUCGUACAGAGUGGUUUCAAUGAAGGACUGAUCAACGGAGAGAAAUCGCCGUGGGCCGGAAGCAAUCUUUCGCCAACGUCGCCUUGACAAAUCGAUCAUGCAUCACGCUUUUGGGCGCCGUUUCAUAAUUCUCUUCCAUCCCUGCUCCCCCACCAACCCACUACCCGACCGACGCACACACACACACUCCCCAAUCAUUGAGCCUCCACAUUCUUUUUUGUAACGCGCACGAUUUCUUCGCAUGGCCGGGAAGAUUACACCGGACCGCGAGGACCUGGGGCCAGGCGGAUUGCGGAGUCCGUCGUACACGAGUCUGCUGAGCGCGGAGACGAUGUCGGAUAGCCUCAGUCCGCGCACACCCUUCUCCGCGACCUCGCGCUCAAAGGAGGAGCUGGUCCCGCUCGGGGCUGUGGAUCGGUCCUCGAGCGGACUGACGCUACGGCGUCCCGGAUAUGCGGCGUCCGAGGCCGGGAGCGCGACCGACAAGUUCAACCUCUCCCCGGAUCCCACGACAUGGGGCUUCGACGUCAACGCACCAGAACCCGACGACGUGCUCCACAACCCCGGUCCCCGCGGCACCAUAAACGACAAGUCGCCGUCGGACAGCCUUUUCACGCGGCGCGGGUUCAUGAACGUCGGAUGUCUGGCUAUCCUCUGCUUGCUGAUCGUCGGUCUCUUCCUGGGCUAUCCCGUCGCGUCGCACUUCACCCGCGCGAAGCCGAGCGAGGCUGUCGCGACGGGCCCCAUGACGCCCAUCGCGAACUUCAGCAGUCGCGGGCUCAUUGACGUGCACACGCCUCAGAGUGCGCACCAGAUCUAUGGCUACCACGACAGCUCUCAGGCGCUGCAGCUCGUUUUCAGCGACGAGUUCGAGGUGGAGGGGCGCAGUUUCUAUCCAGGGGAUGAUCCAUAUUGGGAGGCCGUAGACUUCGACUACUGGUCAACCGGCGACAAGGAGUGGUACGACCCCAAGCAAAUCACCACCCGAGCUGGCGCGCUGGAGAUCACGCUGGAGCAAGUAACGGAUCCGACACUGAACCAUAACAUGAAUUACUCGAGCGGCAUGAUGUCCACGUGGAACAAGUUCUGCUUCACCGAGGGACUGAUCCUGGCGAGCGUUCAGCUCCCAGGCGAGCACACGCUUUCAGGGUUCUGGCCGGCGGUGUGGACGAUGGGUAACCUGGGCCGUGCUGGCUACGGUGCGACCCUGGAUGGGAUGGUGAUGGCCCUACAGUUCGUCCCUUUUCCCACAAUCGGACGUGCAUCAGCUGACAUCAGAUUCCAAGGUUACGACUCGUGUGACGUCGGGACCCUGCCCAACCAGACCCUCAACAACGCGCCCCAAGCAGCCCUCGACACGGGUUCCAAGGACUACAACGGGACACUGUCCUAUCUGGGCGGCCAGCGGCUCUCUCGCUGCACGUGCAAGGGCGAGUCGCACCCGGGGCCGCUGCACAAGGACGGCUCCUACGUCGGUCGGUCGGCGCCCGAGAUCGAUGUCAUCGAGGCGCAGAUCGGGGGCAACUCUGGCGAUCCGACGAGCCGAGGGCAAGUGUCCCAGUCGUCGCAGUGGGCGCCGUUCGAUGCCUCGUACAUCUGGAACAACUCCACGGACAACAUGAUCAUCCGCGACCCGGCCCACUCGUCGCAGAAUACGUACUCUGGCGGCAUAUACCAGGAAGCCGCGUCUGUCGUGUCAGACACCAACCAGCUCUGCUACCAGCUCGUCCAGGACUGUUUCGCCGUGCACGGCUUCGAGUAUGUGUCCGGUUUCGACAACGCAUACAUCACCUGGAUCACCGACAACAAAGUGACCUGGACCCUGAAUGCCGCCGGUGUCGGAGCGAAUCCGCAGACCCAAAUCUCUGCGCGGCCCAUUCCCACCGAGCCGAUGUACAUCCUGAUCAACCUGGGCUUCUCCCGCAACUUCGCCUGGCUCGACGAGCGGCUCUCUUUCCCCGGGAUCAUGCGCGUCGACUGGGUCCGCGUAUAUCAACACCCGGAUAAAAUCAACAUCGGCUGCGACCCACCAGACCGCCCGACGCAGGACUACAUCAACACGUACAUCGAGGCGUAUACUAACCCGAAUCUGACCACGUGGACGGACGAUUACAAGCAGCCUGUCCCCAAGAACAACCUAACUAGCCAGUGUUGAGCCUAGAUUGAUACCCCCCUUUAUUUGGAGCGCUUGCUCGAUCUAUUCAUGUAAUGUACUGUAUACGGGGUUUCGGUCGGUGUGCUGCCUGGACGCGCACAGGUAUCUUGGGGCCUUUUUGUGUGUAGUACGCACGUUUUGUGCAUGUAGACCUCCCUCCCAACACAUGCCAGUAGCAGACAGCACACACAUGAUCGAG
Messenger RNA from Mycena citricolor, 2942 nucleotides. Lineage: Eukaryota; Fungi; Basidiomycota; Agaricomycetes; Agaricales; Mycenaceae. The record is from the annotation of a GenBank genome assembly.